Messenger RNA from Scatophagus argus, 2073 nucleotides. It is a transcript of the gene nipa1, whose product is annotated as NIPA magnesium transporter 1. Gene Ontology annotation, cellular component: membrane. The coding region runs from base 280 to 1206 and encodes 308 amino acids. The transcript is spliced from 5 exons. Gene Ontology annotation, molecular function: magnesium ion transmembrane transporter activity. NCBI's taxonomy places the organism in Eukaryota, Metazoa, Chordata, Actinopteri, Scatophagidae. The record is from RefSeq and is a predicted model, not a curated record. Gene Ontology annotation, biological process: magnesium ion transport.
UCUGAACACAGUAGGUACAGCAGACACUCGUUUGAUGUAUUCUCAUUAAAAUGAGCCUAAAUAUAUUUUCAUUAAGUGAUAGACAUCUGCUAUGCACUAAGCUGUUUGCAGUGAAAAGCUUAAAAUUAAGUAGUGCAGUGGGAGGCUGUGAUGGUGCAGCUGGGUGCUACAGGAACUGCACAUGCGCACUGUCUCACUUCCUAAUUCAAACCAAGCUGGUCAGUGGACCUUCAGCCAUUCUGCUAGCUAAGCUAAACAUAAUAAACGACAGUCUCAGUAAUGACUGUUGACUCUGAGCCGAGUGGCGUUUCGUUACCCGUAGCUGGAAUAGUGACAGCAGUAGUGUCAAGUUUCAUCAAUGGGUCGACAUUUGUGCUUCAAAAAAAGGGAAUAUUACGCUCCCGUGACAGAGGAAGCUCGUACCUUACAGAUGUGGUAUGGUGGACUGGCACGUUGUCCAUGAUUGUCGGUCAAAUUGGGAAUUUCCUUGCCUAUAAUGUGGCCCCUGCUGUCAUAGUGACACCACUGGGAGCCCUGGGAGUGUUAUUUGGGGCUGUGCUGGCUUCUUGGAUCUUGAAGGAGCAUUUAAAUAUCCUGGGAAAGCUUGGCUGUGUAUUGUGUUGCUGUGGCUCCGUUGUGCUUAUCAUUCAUGCACCUAAAGAAGAGACUAUAACGUCAAGACUGGAGUUAGAGGAGAGACUAUCGGACCCAGUUUCUGUACUUUAUGUCCUCUUGGUGGUCCUGCUGCUGGUCAUACUAAUUGGGUGGAUUGCUCCAGUUCACGGCACAUCAAACAUCAUGGUGUAUGUCGCCAUAUGUUCCCUUUUGGGAAGUUUCACCGUUCCAAGUAGCAAAGGACUUGGCCUGGUAGCACAAGACAUCUUGGGAGAAGGGCCCUCAGGCAGCAGGGCUCUGGCUCUCUUCCUGGGCUUGCUGGGGACGUUGGCUGUCAGCAUUUUGAUACAGUUCUUCUUCAUCAACAAGGCCUUGGAGAGUUUCAGCUCCAACAUGUUUGAAGCCAUAUACUAUGUGACAUUCACAUCCACCGUCAUUCUUGCUUCUGCUCUUCUCUUCAAGGAGUGGACUGCACUGACUUUAACCGACAGCCUCGCCAUGCUCUGUGGGCUGACAACAGUGUGUGUCGGGGUCGUUUUACUCCGCAUUUCCCAAGAGGCUUUGAUUACGUGGAAGAAGAAGACAGACUGAUUGAGAUACCUGCAUAUGUACAUAACUAAUUUUUUGUGCCAUACUGAAUUUAUUAUAACACAGAAUCUCCACUUGAUUUGUCCUGUGCUAACUCCAGUUUAAGUGAUGAGUGCUACAGUGCAUUUAUAACCAAUUUCUUAGGAUUUAUUUUUAUUAUUAAUUUCAUCAAUACACACAAAUGCAACUGUGAUCAUUGUGAGUCACUUCACUUCUUCUCCCAUAGAUUUUAAACAGCACAUUCAGUUGACAGUUAAUUUGUCAACUUUAUGUUUACUAUUUUCAAAUAUUUAGAAAGAGGCUUGCAAAACACUGGUAAGUGGUUAAAUAGGAAUUGAAAAUAAUCCUGCUUUCUUACAGGUGGAGUUUUUCUCUCAAGGCGUCAAUAGGCCCCUUCAUUGUUUUCCCAGUGCCAGACUUUAUCAGUGUAGUCACCUACACUUUGACUUAUUCAGUGUGCCUCUGAAUUAUUCAUUGUCAUUUCAGAAGCAGUCCCUUUAGUCGACUGCUUGUAUUGAAUAUGAGUAUCAGCAAUGACUGAAUGCUUUGUCUAACAGAGAGGUUUGUAAGGAUGAUUCAUUAUAAUAUAAAUAAUUAAUAAUAAUAAUAAUUAGGAACUUCUGUGGACACUUGCUGUUUUGUCAUGAUGUCUUGUGGCUACAGCUUAUACAUGUGUAAUUAAAAUAGAAUUUGGAUUAUGGAUUAUUUAUUUAAAAACGUUUACACUAAUUUUACCACUGUAUUUGUAUUUUCCUGCUUGAUUAUUAUUAUUAUUAUCAUUAUUGAUUCCUUCAAUUAAGUCGGUACAAAGUGGGACUCAUACUGCCAUUAAUAAUAAUUAAGUAAUAAUAAAGUAAGUUUAAUUUUCCA